Messenger RNA from Epinephelus lanceolatus (giant grouper), 6511 nucleotides. RefSeq names its product phosphatidylinositol-5-phosphate 4-kinase, type II, alpha a (gene pip4k2aa). Gene Ontology annotation, cellular component: plasma membrane. Gene Ontology annotation, biological process: phosphatidylinositol phosphate biosynthetic process. Gene Ontology annotation, molecular function: 1-phosphatidylinositol-5-phosphate 4-kinase activity; 1-phosphatidylinositol-4-phosphate 5-kinase activity. NCBI's taxonomy places the organism in Eukaryota, Metazoa, Chordata, Actinopteri, Perciformes, Serranidae. The record is from RefSeq and is a predicted model, not a curated record.
GAAUCAGCGCAGCAGACACUGCAAAGCGCAGGCUGUCACCUCCCCUCCGCCGAGCUGUCAGUUGACAGCAGCACACAUGAGCCUCAGUGCUGCACACGGAGUUGACCACCCGUUGAUUGCACGUCUACACAACUCCUCGGGGCACGAACAUGACAGGAUACACCCCUGUCACCCAUACGGACUGACCACAAGCGCGUGAGAGGAGGGCUAAGUUGUGAGCUGCUAUCUGGUGUUAAUAGUUAGCUUGCAUGCUAACGGUAGCUAGCUGGUGAUCGGAGUUCGGUUCUGCUUUGUGCCGUCAGUUGGCUAACCGUCGCUAGCGAAGGUCGGAGGGACUAACGUUAGCUGGUAGCCAAGUUAGCCAUUUAGCAUCACUAUUGUGUCAUUUUAAUCAUUUGUUUUAAAGCUGAAUAACUACGCGGGCAUCAUUUGUCACAUAUUUUUUCUUGUUGUGAACGUUUAUCAAUUUUACUGCAUAUAUCGUUGAUGUUAGCUAGCUAGCGAGCUACCCUGCUAUGCUAACGCCAGCUCAGUGAGAGCUCACAUCACAGGGGUGCGGAGAGCUCCACACAAGUCAAGGAAGGAAGAGAGGUAACUUAUGAUGUGGGCUGGGGGAAGCGGCGGACUGUUAGGCGAAGGAGAGCAGCACUGUUAGCUUAAACACACCGCGUUUUAUCACAUUAAGUCCUUGCCGGAGGAAGGGCCAUAGCGUCGGUGAAGCUGUGUGGGACGUUGGAUGAAGAAAAUAAUUGGGGCACUUCGAUUUGCGAGCUGGCUAAAUGAAUAGUAUUGGCAUUACUGAGUCGUGAGCUAGUGGCCACUGUGCCAGCUUCAAGGGGGAGACACUCCGUCAAGAUUAUCGCACAGACUGCAAUAACCAGCCAGUUUGCUUUAAGAUGGCUUCGGCGGGCAGCAUUGCCGCAGCUAUUGCGAGCAAGACGAAGACCAAGAAGAAACACUUCGUUGCUCAGAAAGUGAAGCUCUUCCGUGCCAGCGACCCUCUGCUCAGCGUGCUGAUGUGGGGAGUCAACCAUUCGAUAAACGAGUUAAGCCAUGUUCAGAUUCCCAUCAUGCUCAUGCCAGAUGACUUCAAGGCCUAUUCUAAGAUCAAAGUGGACAACCACCUCUUCAAUAAGGAGAAUAUGCCCAGCCAUUUCAAGUUCAAGGAGUACUGCCCUCUGGUGUUUCGAAACCUCCGGGAGAGGUUUGGCAUUGAUGAUCAGGACUUCUUGAACUCUCUGACACGCAGCGCUCCCUUGAACAGCGAGGCCCAGGGACGGAGCGGGGCCCGUUUCCAUACCUCUUAUGACAAACGCUAUGUCAUCAAGACCAUCAGCAGCGAGGAUGUGGCAGAGAUGCAUAACAUCCUAAAGAAAUAUCAUCAGUUCAUUGUGGAGUGCCAUGGCAACACGCUGCUGCCUCAGUUUCUGGGGAUUUACCGGCUCACCGUGGAUGGAGAUGAGACCUACAUGGUUGUUACACGCAAUGUCUUCUCUCACCGCCUUUCUGUCUACAAAAAAUAUGAUCUCAAGGGUUCCACUGUGGCAAGAGAGGCGAGCGACAAGGAGAAGCAGCCGCCCCAACCAGAGGAUGUGCCCCCGCGGCCCAAAUCUGGUAACGUUCAGCAAAGGCUGCAAACACUGCGGAUUGCCACGCGCUUUUACUGCGCCAUGAAACACGUAAGAGAUGCCAAGGAGCUGCCCACCUACAAGGACAAUGACUUCAUCAAUGACGGGCAGAAGAUCCACAUCGAUGGGGAGAACAAGAAAAUGUUCCUGGAGAAGCUUAGGAAAGAUGUGGAGUUCCUGGCCCAGCUGAAGCUCAUGGACUACAGUCUGCUGGUGGGGAUCCACGAUGUGGAGCGAGCCGAGCAGGAAGAGGUGGAGAGCGAGGACAAUGAGGCCGAAGAGGAGGGCGAGAGUGACGGAGGGGGCAUUGGAACGCCCCCUGACAGUCCCAGCAACACCCUGGACAGCACCAAGCAUCUGUCGCCUGGAGAGUUUGAUCCCGCCAUUGAUGUCUACGCCAUCAAAAGCAAUGAUAGUGCUCCCAGGAAGGAGGUUUACUUCAUGGCUGUCAUAGACAUCCUGCAGCAUUACGAUGCCAAGAAGAAAGCUGCUCACGCCGCCAAGACUGUCAAACAUGGGGCCGGAGCGGAGAUCUCCACGGUGAACCCAGAGCAGUACUCCAAGAGGUUUUACGAUUUCAUCACCACUAUCCUGUCAUAGCCUCCAGGAGCGACGGGAGGGCACGGAGGCACAUGGGAAGGGGAGGGGCAAGUGGGGAGCAGGGCGGGGAAGAGAAGUGACGGAGAGAAAAAACCCAUCGAGAGGCUGAAUUAAUAAGGUGCUGUGAUGGAUUUGUAUCACUCUCCCUCAUGCAUUCUCCUCAUCCCUCCCUGUUUGUUUCUCUCUCUUUCAGCGGUGUGCCACGCUCUGCAGCUAAAAACAAACAAAAAACAAACAAAAAAAACCCCCAUCAUUCGUUUACAUUUAACCUCUCCUCUGUUGACUCUUGUUUUUGUGUUACUUUGGAUGAUAAGGGUGUUGAAAGCAAGCGUCCAAGUCAUUACAUUUUUUAUAUUAUUUGUGUUUGUUUUUCUGUAUGGUUGUUUAUGUGGGAAUACAGCUUUUUUUAUUGCCUCUAAUACAACAUCCAGCACCCUGCAUUUUUUUUAUUUUGAUGUUUGUAUUUGUCUUCCCCUUAUGACAUUCAUGGGGAGGUACUGUAGGGGAGGGUAUCGUCAGCGUAUAGUGUGAGGUCAGGGGGAGUGCGGAGGUCAUGUUACGGCACAAGGUGAGGUCCUUCUUGCAAACAGAAGGCUUUAGCGGGAUGUAAGGAGGAAGUUCAUGUUGAGCCUCACCUAAUGCAAUUGCUUCAUUCCAGGAAGUGGGAAGCAGUCUUCCAAUAGGCCAACAGCCAGACACCCCCGCCCCUCACCCAAAUGCUAUACAAGUACUCAGCCAAACUUCCUAUUUGGGUUCCCUUCUGCAUCACGCACCCUAUAGACGCCACCCCAUUCCCACCUGUUUGUGCGUGUACAGUUAAAUUGAGCUUCUGGGUUAUCCUCUCGCCACACACUCGAGACAGACAAUUGCAGUAAAUUACGUUGCUUGAUUCCAGUUGCACCUCAGUGGUUGUCAGUGCUUCGUCCCUUUGGCUUUGUCGUGAUGCACAGUGACUGAGAAAAGAUUAAGGGAAGGAUAUGUACCUUAAAAUGAGAAGAGGAGGAGGGAUUUUAGCACACAGGAAGUGUCGUUUACUUUCAUUCCCUCUGAAUACGUUGGGCAUUGGUUUCUGUUCCUGUGGCAGGGAAUGACCCAGAAGUCCCGUGUGGCUGUGGUGAUUACAUUACUCCUCGUUGUAUCUUCAUAUACUGUAGGGUGUCAGAUCGAAACUUCAACAGCCCUUAACUUUCUGUUGCCAUCAGCACCUUAUGAGUAAAUCAAAAAAAAAAAUGUUGCACUUUUAUUUGUUAUCAGAGGUUAGGAGCUCUUGUUCUGUUACAUGCGCUGCAACAAAGAGGAAAAGGAACUCUGCUCUCUUAGGUUUGAAUCUUUAGGGGCCUGAUCCCAGAUCCUCACCUCACCUAUGGGUGCGUCUUACUGUCGGGACCGGUCAGGAGGACUUUACUGCAAUAUUAGCUCUGCUUUCAGGGCUUUUGUAAACAAACCUCUCCGAUCCUUUUUUUAGAAGCACUCUGCAUCGGUGGGGUUUUGGGACCAGGCAUUGGUGUGACUGUGCUUGUGCGUUCAGGGCAGGCAGAAGACUGUUUACCUCCAGCAUCGUACCAGCACACACUCAACGAUGGCGAGCGACGUGUGUGUGUCAGUGUUCAAAAGGUUGUGAAAAGGGGGAGGGUAAUGGGAGGGCGGGGGCGGGUUGGGAAGAGUCGCUGCAGAUGUAAAGAUACAUGUUGUUAAGUCAUUAACACCAACAGCAUCCUUCUCUUCUUUAACCUCAAGUCUGUUAUUCAUCGUUGUUGUGUUGUUGUUGUUGUUGUUGACAUUUUUUUUAAAGGUGGUUUAUCUGUGUUUGAAUUUGGCGGUUUUAUGAAUUGAUGUGGUAAUAUUUCUUUUUUUUUGUUUGUUUGUUUUUUGUAUAUUUUGCACAAGAGGAAAGGAACCAAAUGUUACGAAUACGAUCCCAAUUAGUUGAUACGGUCUUAACAAGGGAAAUGCAAUAUUACUUGUGUGUGUAAGUGAGAAGAGUUGUCGUGUGUGUGUGGGUGUGUGUGACGUUGUGUAUCACUCCUGGAUAACCAACUAAAACAAGCAAGAAUCGUCCUCCUUGACUAUUGUAACCCAUGCAAAAAGCUUCCAUCACGACAUGUUUGUUUAGAUAUCAUAGAAUAUAUUCACAUUUAUAUUUUUACAUUGGAUUUUAGUCAUGAAAAUAUAGUUGUAUUAAAAAGAAAAUCAAAAGGAGCCACCCUUGGGAGUGAAUGAUGGUGCUGUGGUAAAUGAAGAAUGAUACUGCUUGAAUUUAUACUUACUAUAGAUGUACUUAAAAAAAGAAAAGUAAAAAAAAAAAAUAAAAAAUUGCAUGUCACAGGACUAAGUUUCCUUUCCCCUCUCUAGUCUGUGUUGUUGGCUGUUCAGGUUCUCUUCGUGUCCCCACACUUUAACCAGACGUGUGAGCUGUUCGGCGUUAAAUAGUCCCCCACCAUGCUUUAAAUAACUGUUUUUCAUUGUAUACACUGUGCAAGAUGUGUGCCUUUAUACUCCGAAAUUAUUUAAUUUUCUAUUUUGUAAUCUUUUUUUAAAACAAAGGUAAAAGGUUAUUUUAAUAAUAGGGUGUUUGCGUUGACAUGCAUUGUUUUCCAAGUUUAUUUUCGACCCUUCUCUCACUCCGACACCUCUGUGUUUAGGUUCGUUCGUGUUAUCAAGUCAGUUAAACGAAAGCAUUCUGAUGAUUGUGUUUUUAACCGACAUAAAACGUGAAUAUCUGUCUUAAAAUUUCGCGGUGGAUCGGUUUGGAUUCUGUAAAUGCAGAUCUAUCGUUGUGAUUAGUCAGUGUGUACAGGCGUCCCCUCUCCUCCUCCUCCUCCUCCUCCUCCUCAGAGCGAGGCGGUGUCUGCUGAUAUUAAUCCCUUGUUCGUCCACGCUGGUCCUGCCUUUAUAAAGAACGUGCGUGCGUGUGUGGAAGUGCAUUGUGGAAUGUGAUUGUGUUUUGUCGUGCUCGUCCUCGCUAAACGGCGGCUGCCCCCCCGAAACCACCACCACCACCACCACCACCACCUCAGGAGUCUGUCAGCAUUUUUUUUUAUUAUUAUUAUUCACCAUCUCACCACAGAUGCGGUCACAUUUCAGGAAUGUGAUGUUUUCUUUUUUUUUUUUUUUUUUUUUAAAGUUGUCCAUAAUUUCACUCACCAUCGAUGUACAGCUCCUCGUUUCUCAGAGAGGUUUAUGUUCUCUUGCUUUUCGUGGAUCACCCGCUUGUUAUCAGGGAGGUCAUCAGCUGAUAGUUCAUCCCGAGUCAGUGGUUAAUCGAUAUCUCCGUGUUCGUUCACUAUUAAUGGGCUGUUUUGUUUCUAUUGUCACGUAGCUCAUACUGUACAUAGGUCGUGUCAUAAAGAAAUGAGGGAACACAAUCAUCUUCUAGUCUGCUUUGCUCCGUUUGGCCCUGGAGGCUUCCCUGUAGUCACAUCCAGCAAGUAGAAAACAGAGCAGUGCAUGCUGGGAGAGUGAGAUUUUUUUCUGUUUUUAUUUUGGGAAUAUAAACUCUGGAUCUCAUGUGAGGAAGAGCGAUGCCAGACUUUACCAGAUGCAAAAUAAAGAGGAUAAUAACACGCGUCCCUGCUGCUGUAACCCUCGCUUUUGUGACUUCUCUCAUGAAUGAGCUCCUCCACCCGACAGUCAACCUGCUGCCACUGUUAACUUGCCAAAAGCAUCUUUCAGCAGUCAGAACUACCCCCCACAUGAGCUUGAAGAACAUUGUGUAUAGUAUAACGUGUCUGUUUGAACUGAAUUUAUGUUUUUUAACAUGCACUGGGAGAUGGAGCGACGUGUGUGCAUCGCUCAUAUGUGAACAUGUCCAAAGUUAGGAUACAACAACCCUGUGUUCAUGUGGUUGAUCAAGUGUUAAGGGAAAAAUUGGUUACAAAUGAUCAGAGGCCGAGUGAGAUCUGCAGAGAGGGGAACAUUUCCUUUGGCCUCACAUUCUUGGAAAAGAACAAAUAAAAGUCCCAUCAGGCCUGGAAACACCCCCUCCUGCAGUCGAGCUCUGGUCUCAGGACAGUCCCGAGUACUUUUAGACUACAUCUAAAAGACUUACCAUUACUGAGCGUGUGUGUGAGAGAGUGUGUGUGUGUGUGUGUGUGUGUGUGUGUGUGUUUUAAUUGCUGUCUGACAAUGGUUGGUGAGAGUUCCCUUUCAGUGGCAGAGAGGCCAAAAUGAUGAUGUAUGUUUAUUGUUCUUCACAUUUAAUGAUGAUGAUGAUGAUAAUAAUACACUCCAUUCCAUAAGCGUUCACUCAAACCAAUUAAAGCACUUGUUCUGCUUAACUCAAA